ACUUCUGCCUGCAGCUUGCAGCCGGUCCGCGGAAAAUGGCGGAGUGUUUUGGCGGCGAAAGCGGCGGCGACGGAGGGAAGGAUUCGGGGCCUCCGAAGGGUUCGGAUCGAACUUGGUGCCUGAAGCGAGUGGGCAUGAAUGGAGAGUGGCUGCUGCUGGAAGACGGGGGCGAGGUAACUAUAGGUCGGGGAGCUGGUGUCACAUACCAGCUGAUGUCAAAAUCUUGUCCACUGAUGAUCUCUCGGAACCACUGUGUUUUCAAGCAAAAUACUGAAGGCCAGUGGACAGUGACUGAUAACAAGAGUCUAAAUGGUGUCUGGCUGAAUUGUGAACGCAUAGAUCCAUCAAAGCCCUAUUGCUUACAAGAAGGUGAUUUUAUCCAAUUAGGAGUGCCUUUAAAACACAGAGAAACAGCUGAAUAUGAAUAUACAAUAAUAAGGGAAGAAUGGAAGAAUGUUUGUUCAUUUUUAGCAUUCAGAAAUGACCAUCUACCUGAAAAAACAAAGGACAUGAGAACUAAACGUAAAAUUAGUUUGGAAGAAUCAGAAGCAUCUGGAGCAGAAGGACCCUCUAAUUCCAGAUUAAAAAGAGACAGAGUGUCUUUUGAAAAUGACUCGUUUGGGAAAUCUGAGGGAGUCAGGACAGAACUAUCCAAACAACCACCAGAAAGCGUGGAUAUAGCACUGCAUUCUCCAAAACCAAGCAAAAAGGAAAAGAAGAAAAAUCAUUGUAGCGCUGCUCAGCCAGAACAUGGCUUAUGCAUCAAAUCUAAAGACCCAAAGAUUCCAGGUUUGGCACAGUCUUGGAAUGGCUUGGAACAAAUAAUGAAAACUCUGGCAGAUAUGACAAAGUUAAAAACCAAGAUGCAGGAGACACAAACAGCAGUGUUGAAUGUGAGACAAAAAAAUAAGAAAUCUGUUCCAAAAGAGAUCCAGGUUUUGGAGAAAGAGUUACAAGACUUGCAGGACCAGUUAUGUACAGAACAGGAGCAACACCAGCAGCGUGUGGAACAACUGGAGAAAAACUUCUGUGAGGAGCUGGAGGGAGCAAAGGAGGAGGGAGAAGAGAAACUAAAGGAACAACUUGACCAGAUUUUAAUGCAGCAUCAUGCUCUGAUGGAAGAACUGAACCGUAGUAAGAAGGAUUUUGAAGAAAUCAUUAAAGCCAAGGAUAGGGAACUGAAAGAGACCAAGGAGGAGAAAGAGAAGGCAAGAGCUCAAAAGGACGAGGCACUGAGCCAAAUGAAUGAUGUACUGGAAAAUGAGUUACAAUGUACAGUUUGCUCUGAAUACUUUAUAGAGGCUGUUACUCUAAACUGUGCACACAGUUUCUGCUCCUAUUGCAUCAAUGAAUGGAUGAAACGUAGGCUGGAAUGCCCAAUAUGUAGAGGCAUUAUAACAUCCAAGACACGGUCAUUAGUUCUGGACAACUGUAUUGACAGAAUGGUGGAAAAUGUGGAUGAUGAGACGAAGCAACAUCGCCUGUCCCUCAUCCAAGAACGAAAAGUAAAAAUGAAGCGAAGAGCAGAACCUGAAUAUAGCAGCCCACAAAAAAGACAGAAGAAAAGGAUAGAAGAGUUGGGUCUGACUCUCAGCUCCACAUCAGAUGAUGAAACUCAGCUUACUAAUCAUGCAGCUCAAGAGUCUUCCACAAGCAGCAGUGAUUCUGACACUGAGAACAAUGAGAGACGCCCAGUCUUUGGCUCGUUCAGCAAUAAAUUCAGCGCUGAAACUCUUGUGGAGGGCACAUCUUCCCGCUACUCCAUGUAUAACAGUGUGUCUCAGAAACUCAUGGCCAAGAUGGGGUUUCGAGAAGGUGAAGGACUUGGAAAAUAUGGCCAAGGGAGGCAGGAGAUUGUUGAGGCCUCACAACAGAAAGGAAGACGAGGAUUAGGAUUGACACUGAAAGGAUUUGAUGGAGAGGUGAACAUUAACUGGCAGGAUGAGCCAGAGGCUAGUGCUUAUGAGCAAGUGGAUUGGUUCCCAGAAUGCACCACUGAAAUUCCAGAUGCUGAGGAAAUGAAGGAUUGGAUGACCAUAGGGAAGAGGAAGCUAGUGAUAGAUGACGAAACAGAAUUCUGUGGAGAAGAACUUUUGCAUAAUAUGCUCCGAUGCAAGAGUGUCUUUGAUGAGCUGGAUGGAGAGGAAAUGCGCCGAGCUCGUACAAGGUCCAACCCUUAUGAAAUGAUCCGUGGAGCCUUCUUCCUAAACAGAGCUGCAAUGAAGAUGGCAAACCUAGACUAUGUCUUCGACUACAUGUUUACAAACCCAAAGGAUUCUCGUGGGAAACCGCUGAUUAAAGAACGUGAUGCAGAGCUCCUGUACUUUGCUGAUGUAUGUGCUGGCCCUGGUGGUUUCUCAGAGUAUGUCCUUUGGAGGAAGAAGUGGCAUGCAAAAGGUUUUGGCAUGACCCUAAAAGGACCAAAUGAUUUCAAACUGGAGGAUUUUUAUGCUGCCUCCAGUGAACUCUUUGAACCUUACUAUGGUGAAGGAGGGAUUGAAGGUGAUGGGGACAUCACCCGUCCUGAGAAUAUCACUGCCUUCCAGAAUUUUGUGUUGGACAACACAGAUCGGAAGGGGGUACAUUUCUUAAUGGCUGAUGGGGGUUUCUCUGUGGAGGGGCAGGAGAACAUCCAGGAGAUUCUAAGCAAACAACUGACACUAUGCCAGUUUCUUACAGGACUCUCUGUUAUACGAACAGGAGGUCACUUUCUCUGUAAAACUUUUGACCUGUUCACACCAUUCAGUGUUGGCCUUGUGUACUUGCUGUAUUGCUGCUUUGAGCAUGUGUCAAUCUUCAAACCUGUGACAAGCCGCCCUGCCAAUUCUGAGAGGUAUGUGGUGUGUCGUGGAUUGAAGUCUGGAACUGAUGAGGUGAGAGACUACCUUUUCACAGUGAACAUCAAACUCAACCAACUGCGCAACACAGACCAGGAUGUAAACCUUGUUGUCCCCCUGGAAGUCAUCAGAGGUGACCACGAUUUCUAUGACUACAUGGUCAGAUCAAAUGAAAGAUUCUGUGCUGUUCAGAUCAAAGCACUGGCCAAAAUCCGUGCCUUUGUUCAAGACACGACCUUGAAUGAACCACGGCAGGCUGAUAUCCGAAAAGAAUGCCUCCGGCUCUGGGGAAUACCAGACCAGGCCCGAGUUGCUCCAUCUUCUUCUGAUCCCAAGUCCAAGUUCUUUGAGUUAAUUCAGGGUGCUGACAUGGAGAUCUUCAGUUACAGACCAACCCCUCUCAUCUCAAAAAACUUGGACAAGAUCCGCCCUGUAUUGGAUUACAGAUGUAUGGUAUCAGGAAGUGAACAGAAGUUCCUUCUGGCUCUAGGGAAGUCUCAGAUAUAUACUUGGGCUGGUCGCACAUCAGAUCGCUGGAGUAAACUGGACCUGAAAACAGAAUUGCCACGGGACACCCUUCUGUCUGUGGAGAUCGUUCAUGAACUGAAAGGCGAGGGGAAAGCACAGCGAAAAAUUAAUGCCAUACAUAUCCUGGAUGCCUUGGUACUAAAUGGCAGUGAUGUCAGAGAGCAACAUUUCAAUCAACGAAUUCAGCUAGCAGAGAAGUUUGUAAAAGCUGUAUCUAAACCUAGCCGGCCAGAUAUGAACCCAAUCAGAGUUAAGGAAGUAUACAGACUAGAAGACAUGGAAAAGAUCUUUCUGAGGUUAGAGAUGAAGAUUAUUAAGAGCUCAGGUGGAAUACCCCGGCUGUCUUACACUGGGCGUGAUGACCGGCACUUUGUACCCACAGGGUUGUACAUUGUUCGGACAGUCAGUGAUCCUUGGACCAUGGCAUUUAGCAAAAAUUCUUACAGGAAAUUUUUCUACAACAAGACAACACAGAACGCCACAUAUGUGCUGCCUCCAGAAUCUGUUGCACCAUUUCACAUUUGCUACUUCAAUCGCCUCUUCUGGGAAUGGGGGGAUGGUGUCAAAGUACAUGAUUCUCAAAAAAGGGAAGAUCCAGAGAAGUUGUCCAAAGAAGCUGUUCUGUCCUUCAUCAGGCAACAUUCGCCCUAUGACCAGUCUGUCAUCAAGUCCUGGGGGACAGGGAGUGAACCUGGAUUGGAAUCAGCAGCAGCAGAUUAGCAUGAGUUUCUCCAGCCACUUACAGUGAUCCAUGGAGGACUGUUGCCAGAGGAAGCUGGGUCAAGGGGAAGGAACUCAGUGGGAAACAAAUGAGACAAGGCGGCCAAUUGCAAAACAGCACUGUACAUAUGCAUCUGCUCCUGGCAGUUUUUGCUGCUGGUAUUACAGAAGUAAGACUCCUGUAUCAGUGGAAGUUGCUCUGAAUUGAUGCCCACCAUACCUUCCUAGGCUCCCUCCCACCCCUGUGCUUUGAACACUUUGCAUUUGGAUUCCACAUAGCAGAUAGCACAGCAAAACUAAAGAAGCAUAUGCACACAACUCCACAGUGUCACCUGUAAGGCGUGAGGACCACAUGGCUGCUGAUGGAGCUGCUGAAGGGUGGGUGGGAAUGUGGACAGAAAGGAGAGGUAGCUUUUAAUGACUUCAUUUUGCUGCUUGGUUUCUUUUUCUUUUCACCCCCAGUAUGAGCCAAACAUGAGUUUACUGGGAAAUUUUUAUUCUUGCCCUGUCUGUGGACAUGGCUCUGUUCUUGAGAAUUCUAGCGAUGUCUUGGCAGGAAGAAAACAAACAGAUGGAGUUCUUGAUUGUUAUAGUUUUGGUGUACCUACUGCCAGCAAUGACAUGUAGGUCUGAUUUUAUGUUUCUAUGCAAAGUAAAUGUGUUAUGCUCAUUCCCACUGCUCACCUUCCAGUUUGCAACCCCAAGUAGUUUCCUUUAAUGGAAUCCACAUACUCUCACUAUAUUGAGACCCUUGGUCUGUGCUUGAGGCAUGCUUAGCAGUUUUCUUUUGUUCCAAGUUGGGGAACUGCAGAGCUGAGAACAAUGAUGGUCUUUGAGAGAUGUGUGGUUUAGGUUGAAAGAAAAAAGACUCUUGCAUUUAAACUAGCCAACUCUCUUGCAGAGAGGGCAUUUUCAUUGUUGUUUUUUAAUUCUUAAAAUAAGCAUAGAAACUUCUAUGUGUUUAGAUUGAAAAUUCUGUCUUGGGCAAAAGCACAUAAACAAGUGUUGUCCAAUACCCAUGAUAUAUCCUCUGCUUUUGUAUUUCAGCAUUUGGUUUCUUGGGUGCAGGGAACAGAGUGUCAGCAGGAGCAGGACUGUGCUUUUCCCAUAUUGUAACUUCAUUUAGAAUGGAAAGAAAACAUACAUUCUGUGUUUUCUAAUUGAGCAAGCCAGUAACAAGCUACAAAGGGUUGACAAGUCAGUAAAGAUACUAAAGUAUUUGCCCAUGUUGGCAAGAAGGGAUAAUUUAUCAGUGUGUGUGGUGUGGUGUGGUGAGGCUGAGUUGUCUCAGUUGUGCCUUAAUGAAAACCAUGAGGAUUCGUGUUGCAGAAGGCACCAUCCAAGUCAUAACUCCCCUCAUAUGAAAAUGGAGAGCCAAAGAGACCCAAUGUUCAAAUGUGGAGAAGUACAAUCAACUGAGUAAGGUGCAGCUUCAACCAAACUGAAGUAUCCAUUUUAAAGCCCAUACAAACCUCUUUGUAAGUAGUACCUGUAUCUUGUUUCUGUUUGUUGUAUUUAAGAAAACUCAGGCAAGUUAAAUUGGUCCAUCCUUUUAUCCUACUGUACUUUGGGCACAAGGUCAACGUGCAUCCAGACUUCAUUUUUGUCAGUGUUUUGCAUCAUUGGCCCAUUUCAUUAGAAACUGGAAAAAUGAGAAAUGAAGAAAUUCUACUUUGAAAUUUAAACCUGCCCUUUUACAAGUGCUGAAGUCUGUGGAUCAAGCAUGGGGAUAUUUUAUAUUAGAACAUGGAUGGGCCAGCCCUGGAAAUCGCAGUUGCAUUCCUGCCCCUGCCCCAGACCUGUAGGCUUCACACUCACCACAAACUAAAACUGCCUGGAUGUAAACUUCUGUUUUUAUAAAAACACUCUUGGGCCACAGGUGUGGGUAGGGGUCCAGAAGUGGCAAUCUCCCUUUAUAAAUUUUUUCCAAGCAUCCCUCCCCAACCCAUAAGUAUGGGUAUGGAACAGCAUGUGGUUUAUGGGAUGUAUAUUACCCAUUACUGUGUAAGACGGUCAUCACUGGAGUCUAGUAUGAAGUCACAUAAUUAAGCUUCUGCUUUUAGUGUGAUUUUGGCAGGAAUGGGCUAGUUUCAAGUCAUACUACUUUUCCAUAGACAAUGACUCUGUUUGAGGCCUGCGCCAGAAUUCAGGGCAAGCCAUGAUCUCCAACAAUUAGUGGAUGUUUUAUUUCAGAUGGGAAGGGAGGAAGGUGAAUAAACGAGCUCUCACACUUUCAGCUUGAGCCUCAUGGUCUUAAUUUUUAAAAGUACUGUAUUUAUUUUAAGGGUGUGGUGUGUAUUGAGCAUGCUUUUCCCUUCAUGAUCAUAAUAUUUCAGGGACAUGUUUCCACUCAGGGUUUCCUUGUGUGUUGGUGCAAGAGCCUUUCAGAAAGAAGAUAUUAUCGUUGGACUAUGCUCCUUCUGAUUUUACUCUCUAUUUCUGAGGGCAAUUAGUUGGGGAAGGUUGUAAAAGGGGAGACACAAUAAUAUUUGAAAUAUUUGCCAUCACUUUAUUUAUCUCUACUGUAACUAGUGUUCCUUGCCUGUAGGACUGGGAAUCACAGUUAAAUCCCCAGUAUAAUUUUGGAGUCAAGAUACGUUCAUUGUAAGGUAUAUUAGGGUCUCUGACUGUUUCAAAACCUAUUUAUUUAAAAUCCAUGUACAUGAAGAGGACAAAAUACAUUAAUGAAAAGCAGAAACAUUUAAUUUCAGUACUGAAGAUGGCUUCUCUCUGGUAAUUCAGAACAGACAUGGCCAUUGUAUGGAUAGAAUAUUAAAAAGACUGGGUCUGUCCCUGUGGAUAAUCUAA
Molecule: messenger RNA, 6893 nt
Organism: Sceloporus undulatus (fence lizard)
Lineage: Eukaryota; Metazoa; Chordata; Lepidosauria; Squamata; Phrynosomatidae
Gene: CMTR1
Product: cap methyltransferase 1
Biological process (GO): double-strand break repair; protein ubiquitination; 7-methylguanosine mRNA capping
Cellular component (GO): cytoplasm; nucleus
Molecular function (GO): nucleic acid binding; ubiquitin-protein transferase activity; metal ion binding
Source: RefSeq, a predicted model, not a curated record